Molecule: messenger RNA, 3361 nt
Organism: Pelobates fuscus (common spadefoot toad)
Lineage: Eukaryota; Metazoa; Chordata; Amphibia; Anura; Pelobatidae
Gene: ISCA1
Product: iron-sulfur cluster assembly 1
Exons: 4
Coding region: 117-506 (129 amino acids)
Biological process (GO): iron-sulfur cluster assembly
Cellular component (GO): mitochondrion; cytoplasm
Molecular function (GO): 2 iron, 2 sulfur cluster binding
Source: RefSeq, a predicted model, not a curated record
CGUUCUUGUCCCGCUGACACCGGAAGCUGUCACCAGUCCAGCCGUCAGUGCGCCCGUCUCUUGGCACCAGGCUCUUCCUUGCCCUUCAUGGGCAACAGAGUGACAACAACAACAAUAUGUCGGCCUCGCUAGUGAGAGCGACCAUUAGGGCGGUCAGCAAGAGGAAGCUGCAGCCCACCCGGGCCGCCCUCACCUUGACACCUGCAGCUGUAAAUAAAAUAAAGCAGUUACUCCACGAUAAACCUGAUAACCAUGGUUUAAAGGUAGCCGUUCGCACAAGGGGUUGCAAUGGUUUGUCAUACUACUUAGAAUAUGCAAAGUCCAAGGGACCUUCUGAUGAAGAAGUGGUACAGGAUGGAGUGAAAGUAUUCAUUGAGAAGAAAGCACAGCUCACUCUCUUAGGAACUGAAAUGGACUAUGUAGAAGAUAAACUUUCAAGCGAGUUUGUUUUUAAUAACCCAAACAUUAAAGGAACUUGUGGAUGUGGUGAAAGCUUCAAUAUUUGACACAAUGCUGCCUUUGUUCAACUUAAUGAACAGUACUCUUCAUCGUAAUGUUUAAUUGUAAUGCACGUUGUCAGAUCAUCAGUCUUCAUAAAAUGUAGCUUACUUGAUUUCAUCUAAUAAGAUUUGAGUGUGUUUUAUGAACAAAACUCUAUUAAUUGUUCCUGUCGUACCUACAACUUUGGCAAGCAGCAUCAGUAACUGAACUUUAAAUUUCCAGGUUUUCAAAUCUGUAACUUAACAGGAAUCUAUCCUAAAAGAGAACAUGUGUUUUUAUUGUACCUCUGUUUAAAGAUAGAACAUGUUUUACAUAAUGCAGUGUAAAAUGAAAGUAUGCAUAGACACUUCUUUAGGUUUCGUUAACCAGGACGUUUGUCUGAAUUAUCAGGAAUAUUUCAUAAGGAAUUCAAAGAGAAAUCAAAUAGACAUUGAAUUGGUUUCAUUACUUUAUAUAAUCAUUCUUUAAAUAAAGUAUUAAAGAAAAUGCACGGCCUAAUGGAGAAAUUGUUGCAAGGAUACAACAAUUAGAACAUUAACAUUUUGAGUGAAUAUAAAGCUAUAAACAUCAUUUUAUGGUAGAUCACUGUUAUUGAUAGAACAGAAAUGAAAGUUCUUUUGGGAGCAAUAGUUUUUGCAUCUUAAAUUUUUUUUAUAUAUAUAUUCAAUGUAUUGUGAACUCACAGGUAGUUCUACACAUCUGGUUUCUCUACACAACGGGGUCUGUAAAAAAACAUUACCUUGAGGUGCUUUGUCUUGGGUCAGUGUGCUUCAAGCCAGCAUGUAAGCGUGAUUUAUACACUAAAAGACCAGGGUUUUUUGGGGGGCGAGGGGGGGAUUUAUCCAAAUAUGCUUAUCUGCCUUACCUACUAAAUUGGUUAUCCAUUUAUAAUCAUAGAAAGAAUGUGAUAGAUCAACACUGUAUUGUAUUUAAUAGGAUCCCUAAUGUGUACAACAUUAAAUAAUGUCUGUUUUUAAAAAUAAAAAAAAACACUUUUUCAAAUAAAGAACAUAUUUUGAAAGUGUAUAUGCUCUUAGUGAAGUGAGGAGAAACAAACAAACAUACAUGAUUACUAGACACGGGUCAAUUUACAUUUGGUGAUUUUAUGAAAUCUCUGUUCUUUUACCCUUUCUGCUAAUGCCAAGGGACACGCAGCACAAGAGGUUGUAGUGGUUGCAGGCAGCCUGUGCUGUCACCCAGUUCUGUGUCAAACCAUUUUGUGAGCAGCUUGAUUUUAACAUCAGGUCCCCAGGCACCUAGGACCCAGUCCCUUUCUAAAUGAAUUGCGCUCUUUCAUGUUGGCAAUAUCAUUUUUGUCCAUGUUGACAGUAGAAAAAGACUGAGCUUAUCAUCUGACAAUUCCUCAAUGCUAUCCAAAUAUUGGUAAAAAAAUUUACAUUGCUAAGUGUAAUGUCUGAACCUCUGAUGAACUGGCCACGUGAGUUUUGUGGGACAACACUCUGUUUUGUGUCGGACCACUUACACAACUGGGAAAUGGUGCGUGACACCAGUUUCUUACUACCACAAAGUAGUAGUUAUAGUGCUUAGACUGACUCUUUUAAAGCGGGAUACUGUUACAUCCAAAGACUUUUUAAUGUUAUGCUAUUUAUCCCCCUGUGUUUUCACAUGUGUUGGGUUUUUUUUUGUCAUUUUCAUAUAGUAUGUGGAGGUAGAGUAACAAUAUUUUUGUUUCUUCUCUUACUAAAGCAUAGAGUGCUCUGACUAUGCCCUCUCUAAAUUGUGACACCAGUUGCUAAAUCUUCAAUAUACACUUUAAAAGAAACCAAAUUAUGUGGGUGAUUUUUAGGGUUAUUCAUUGGUAUAAAUUCCUGAAAAGUGAUUGUUCCCCUUAAAAUUAACUUGGGAUUUUUUUUUUUAUAUUUUUAUUACAACAAACUUGGAUUCCUUUAUUAACACACUCUAAAAAUAUUUCCCAGGCAAUUGACAGAAAUAAAUCCUACUGAUGUGGGAGCUGCAUUAAACUUGCUUUGUCCAUUUUGUGUAAUAAAUUGCCUUUUUCCUUAGAUUAGAUUUUUACUUCUAAGUUUUUCCAUUGAUUUUAGAAAUUAAAUAUUCAGCAUUUUUAUAUAUAAUAUCUGUUAGUGCAGCUCCCGUUCUUCAUUUUGCUACAAUACUACAGGAUGUUUGAAUAUGUUAAUUAUAAAUGGCUAACCGAUAUAGAGUAUAACUUAUUUAGAAAAUGUUAUGUAUAUGUACACUGCAGUAGAUAUGGCAAUGAUGAUUAUGCUUGACCCUUAAUACAUCCUAUGUGCUUGCUCAAUAUAGUUCAAAUACUCCCAACAGCACUGUACUAAAAGCUUACAUUGUUACACGAUAAGGUACAACUAUGUAAGAAUCCAUGUUGCCUUAAUACAUUUUAUAGUAAAUGUGGUAAAAUCAGUUUAGAAAAAAAUGGUAAUGAAACUGGUGUGACCAACUAAAAAUAAUGUGUAUAUACAGUGUAAAACAAACAGUGUCACAAAUCGAACACUUAUAAUACUUCAGUAGUGUGUAUUGUAAAAUUCUGUUGCUUUCUAAUCCUUAAGAACUAUUAUUUUCCUUCCUGUUAAAAUGACAAUAUUAGGUAUUCAUUUCAUGUUCUUUGCCCUCUCAAACAUUGCACCAUAGAGCUACCUGUUUGCUGCUUUUUUUUUUUAUUAUUAUUAUUAUUUAUCAAGGGACAUGGUUUGUAAAUGUUCUAAGCGUUAUCUUUUGGUUGCAUAAGUUAAGUUGGCACUGAUAUCCCUUUCUCUUGAAGGAGAUUUUUUGAAACGCACAAGUUGGUGUCGAACUUGAACUGGGAUGUAUAUGUAUCAUUAUAUAACUUUUGGUUUGAAAAAUAAAUGUUGGUGGCACAAUA